CAUUAAAAAUUAGCAAAUUAAUUUUGAGCCUUUUUCAGAAAGUGCCAGGUAUAUUUUAAUACCAAAACAAAUAUAUACCCUAACAACGAGAUGGCUUUCAGCAAAAAUUUGCCAAAACCAACGAAAAUUGUUGUAAGCGACAAUGCAAUAUUGCCAAACCAUAAGCGCAAUGCAUUUUUAGAAGCUGCGCUAUGCGUGUAUUACAAUUUCGCCAACUAACAGCUCUACAGCAAAGAAAAAGGCGAAUACAAUAAAACUUUCUAACACAAUGACCUAGAAAUAGUAAUUUGCGAAUUCCAAGCAUGCAGAAUAACUGUAAAAUAUUGUAUUAUAGUAUUGAUGGUUGCAACUAGUAGGCGUUGCUAGAGCUCAAGGAUAACGCUGCACUUCUGUUCAUUGUGCGCUAUCGCCGGCAACCGACUAUUGUUAAGGCCUUUAUAGGUGCCGCAUACCUGUGCGCUGCGCGUCGCGCUAAGGAUUCGCUAAAGCGUUGUUUAACUUCCGCAAACGAUUACAAUUUUUCGCAAUUAGUGGAGAUACCACUUCAUUGCAAUAUGCAUACAUAAUUAAUAGCGCAGUUCCAGGUAAAAGGUAAUUAAAGAUGCGCGACGCUGCGCGCUGCGCGUGUAGAGUGUAUGUGCUGCGCGUUGUUACUUGGUGAAAGAGCGCAAAUUAAAAUUUAUGUGUAUGUACAUAUGUAUGAGCGCUGACUGUCGCGCAAGUAGAUAGAUAGUGAGUGCGAUAUAUAUAUAUAUAUAGAUAGAUAUGUAUAGAAAUUGUGUGUAUAUGUGCGCGAUAAAUUGGAAUUUUAAGGCUUACUUAGUAUUUUUGUCCGUAUUUAGUUACUUUCGACAGUUAGUUUACGCCAAUGCGCGCAAUUUAAGAUACAUUUCGCUAGAAGGGCUCAGCGCGCUGCAAGUAGCGCAAGGAGCUAUGAUAUAUACACACACACUUGCGCGCUAUGUGUAAGCAGCCAUUUUGCCGAAGGUGUGCAGCGCUCUGCCACAACACACGCCGGCGCUGUCAGCGCUGCUAUAGCUGCUGUUUGUUGUUAUUACUUUUGUAUGCUGUGCGCGCACGCGCAACAUAACUAUACAGCAGCGACAAGCAGUUGCUUGCGCACUGACUUCGUUACGAGCGAAGAUCGGCGCAUACGAACACAUAUACACAUACAUACACAACACAACCAGCCGAACACACGAACGCGCAUAAGCAGGACAACGGCUGACAAAAACGAGACAAACACAUACAUACAAAUGUGCAUAGCUAUAGCAUAAGCUGUAGCGCGCUCUGUAGUUGCGCCGCUUAUGUAUGUUGUUGUGUUUGUAGUAGCACUACAGCAGAAGUAAUAUCAUAGCCCAAAUUUCGGCAUAUCGCCACAGAACGACAGUAACGAUCGUGCCGUGUAGUUAACUACCUAAGGAUCAUACAAACGUAGAUGCCUUUGUGGCGACAAAAAAAAGUUCGAAAUUAUCAACUGAUAACAGACUACGAAAAAUAUUUCGACAAAAGUGCGCAAAUAUUUGUGUGUUUAAAACAGUUUAUGAUAAGUGCUUGAUGUUGAAGAGACAACAGGUGAGCGGCAGCGACUGCCAGUGUUAUAAAAAAAGUUGCAUAAAAGCUCAAAAGCUUGAGAAAAAAAAGCUCAGUUUUGUAUGAAAGUGCCUAGCGAAAGGACAACGUGAUUAUUGAUUAUUUUAAAAAAUAUAAAAAACGGCUAUAUUCAAAAAUAUUUGAAUUUUCAAGUUAAAAUAUAUUAUUUUCUCAAAACUCAGUGCGUGAAGUUAGAACGCUCGAAAGAUUGUGAUAAAAUUGAACUUCUGAAACAGUGAUAACAAAAAAACGACAAGUCACUUAGUGAUAUUAAAAGUGCCUCAGAAGUUUUAAAAGAUUAAAAGACUACAAAUAAAAUAUUUUUCGAAAACCAGCAACGACAACCGAAUGCGCAGCGAGUCAGCAACACGCGACGAACGAUUAUAAAAAUCGAAAUAAAAAACACACACAUACAGUCAGUCUUCAACGCAGAGACGCAACAAAAGCAUUAAUACACAACUUGUUGCAGACACGCAAUGUGCUAGAGUGCUAGCCAGCGCAGCGCUAAGAGACAGUUGAGAUUUUACGCAAAUCAACCAAGUCCACACAUACCACAACCAAAGCGUAAAUUUAUACUUUAUAGCACCUUUCAAAGAAACAGAAAUAUUAACAAAAACACAUACAACAUAUGUAGUUGAUGGCCUCAAUUGAAACAGAGAUGCCGCCGAUGCAUGCGGCUGAGACCGGUGGCGUGGCCGGUGGCGGUGUUGCCGACAAUGGCAGCAAUAACGGCAAUGCUAACGCUAAUGGCGGCAACAAUGUCGCAGCGGCCGUCUCUAGCGGACCGCAUUCGAAUGGUAGUGGCGUUGGUGAUGCCGGGCAACCGGGCACAAAUAACAACAACAAUACGAUUAGCGCCGCUGCAGACUCGAGCGACAACCAGCCGGGCACACCGCAGCCACCCACUAAUGGCCAAUUAAUUGCCAACAACGAGCAGCAGCAACAACAGUUGGGACAUAAUCCCUACGGCAUGUACACUUCGGUAGCGACCACAACGAAUGGUAGCGUCGGCUUGCCACAUAUGUAUGGCGGCAGCAUUUACGCCACGGCUAGCAGUCAACCAGAUAUGCAACAGCAACAACAACAGCCACCCUACCCCAGCUAUCUGAACUCCUUCGAGCAGUUCUACCAACAGCAGCAGCAACAACAGCAACAGCAUCAAGCUGGCGCUGCCAUGGAUUAUGGGCUGAUGUAUGGCGCUGGCGGCAACAGCAAUGGCAGCAGCGACUACAAAUCCAACCAAUCGGCAGCUAGCAAUGUGCGUUACCAUCCCUAUCUUAACAACCCGACUUCGUGCGGUACCGCCGACGGCAGCAAUCGCAAUGGAACGCCCGAGACUAAUACUAACGGCGUUGCAGGCGGCACAUUACCGUUGCCACAAAGCAGCGCCGCCGUAUCGACUACCACGAAUUCGCUGAGUCCGCGCUUAGUUAGCUCAAGCAGUCCAACAUCGACUUCGACACACAUGCAGUUAAGCGGCAGCUCUGCAACCGGUUCGCCAAGCGGCAACUGCAAGCUACAAUGCAAGAAAUGUGGACUCAUGUGCGCCAGCGACAACGAGCUGCAAGAGCAUAUCACCAAUGUGCAUGGCGCCUCGCCCUAUGGCAGCAGCGGCUACUCCAGCUCGCCAUACAUCAAGGAGGAACUUUCCUCGGGCUCGCAACAGCAGUCCACAGCAACACAGGGCGGUCAGGGUGGCAAUCCGGGUGAAUUGCUUGAUUUGGAUUCACAAAAGAUGGUUUAUCCGCCUGCACCGGGCAGCAUACAAUCGCUGUUGCAUCAUCCACAUCAGAUGCAUGAACCAGUUGGUGGUAGCGAUCCGCUGCACUCUAUGCACAGCAUGCAACAACGCGCUUUACCCGGCUGGGAGCAGCCACAGCCGCCAAAUAACGGCAUGCAGGAGAGUAUGCCAGCCUACAUGCAGCAGCAGCAGCAACAGCCCACACAACCACAGCCAGGCCAACAGCAAACAGAUUUGAGCGUCAAGCCACCGCAUGCGAAUCAAUCGCCAUAUUACUCGCCCAAACAGUCGCCUUAUCAUGUGCCAGGCAGCAUGCCCAACGGUGCAGCUGGCAUGGUUAUAAAGCAAGAAUAUGGCAUGAUUAAAACUGAGUACCCUGACUCACAGAAUUAUGUGGAUAAGUCUUUUGAUCCCACUGUAACCGCUGAUAUAUGUCAACAACCCCCGCCCUCCGUACAACAACAACAACAGCAGCAACAACAACAAAUGAUGCCGGUUUCUUCAAGCCCAGCGGAGUUUCCUACGACUACCACUGGGCCACAGGAUCCGCAACAGCAGUAUCGUGGUUUUGAGCCACCCUCUUCGUCAUCCGUUAAUACAGUGAGUUUGCCUACUAAGGCCGCCACUUGGAAGUCGAAUGAGGCACGUCGCCCGAAGACAUACAACUGCACCGCUUGCAACAAGUGGUUCACUAGCUCUGGACACCUGAAGCGUCACUACAAUACCACCUUGCAUAAGAACGCAGUCAAAUCUAGCGGUCAGCCAGAUCCAGCAACGCUGCCGAUAUCUGCGCACCAUCAUCCGGCACGUGAUCCAGUCACAACAACAAAGUCACACAGCCGUCGCAAUAAUGCUAAUGCCGCUGCAGCAGCAGCAGCUGCCGCCGCCGCCGCCGCACAACAACAGCAACCACCUGCACCGGUGCAACCACCCGAACCGCCUAGAGGUUCGCCGGACUUUGCACAGGGUGCGGGUAUGGGCAUGUCGCAGUACUCCGCUUCACCAUCGCCGACACAACAAAUGCAGAUGAACGGUCUACCGUAUGGCGCCAACCCAGGCGGCUAUCAGCCACAACAACAACCACAAACGCAAUACUUGAAUCAAGUGCAGUCUUCGACGAAUAGUCAUUCGCCCAGCCAUAUAAAUGUGCCGGGUAUCUCGCCAAACAACACACAAACCGUUUUGAACGGUCACCCAAACGGGUUAGCAGGUCCCUCCGCCCCAGUAACACCACAACCAAUGCCGUCCUCCCACACGAGGGGCCUGCUGAACAAAACAACAACCACUACCACAAAGAGCGAACCCUUGGAGGACAACUACCCGCACAACAGCAACAGCAACAACAGCACAAUGCACAUUCGCUCGCCACAGCUGGAAGCGGAAUUGGACACGGAUCAGGAGUUGGACAACACGCUGUCGUCGGAGGAGCGGGAGCGCUCCCAAAUGGACAUGGAAAUGCUGCAGCAGCAACAGCAGCAACAACUGGAAGAGGAGGCAGCAGCAACAGCAGCAGUGGCAGCGGAACAGGCACAGGAGGCCGAGGUGCAGUUACAACGCCACCGUCAGGCACAAGCGGAUCUUCAGCAGGGGGAGGAAUUACAGGUUUUCCACCAUCAACUGCUGGAGGAAUUGGAGGGGCCGCAACGGCACUAUCACAACACAACGCCCACGCUCAAUCCGGCGUCGGAGCACAACAUGCGAGCGCUAUCGCCCCUUAUUACCUCCCACCAGCACUACCACCAGGAGCAGCUGCGACGUCCGCCGGGAAUGGUGGACAACAUUUUCUCUCCCAUGCAGCCGCCAGCAGCAGUCACUAUGCCAGCCAAUAUAAUGGAUCCCCAAUACAACAUCCUACCUUUGGGUAUCAACACGCCGCCGCUGCUCAGCAGCAAUAUGCAGCUGCUGCAGCCGCAGCCGCCCAUCACCAACACCAGCACAGCUACUAUGGUCAAUAUGGGCAACAUCCAUAUGCUGCACAGCCACCACCACACCCAGCAAGCGGCGCCGGAACAGCAGGAGCGGCUGGUGUUACCAUCCAUGCGCAGUAUGCUGCUCAACAAUACCAGCAUACAGUCGCCGGUGGACCACAUCAAUUCCAUCACGCCGCAGCUGCUGCCGCCCAUCACCACCACCACACAGCAGCUGCUGCCGCCGCUGCAGCAGCAGCCGCAGCUGCACACCACCAACACCAUUCCAUCAUACCAGCAGCUGCAACAGGAGUCGGAGCUGGCGCCGCUGGAGCCCACAAUGACCUAUCACACUAUUAUUGGUAAUGAGACGGCAACGUCUAGCGAAGAUGGAGAAGUGCUUACCAUUAACAGCAGCAGCGGCAGUAGCGAAAGUAACGACUACAUACAAUUGUCUACGAUGGAUGCAUACGGCGGACUGCAAGCGCAACAAAUGAUCACCGCCGACGGACAAAUACUACAGUUUAUGUCCUCCUCAAUAAUGGGUCAGUCAUUCUAUGCACUACCGCCGCGCACCACUUUGCGUGAGUCAUAUCCACGUUCACCACAAGAGGGUGACUUGCCGCCAGCUCAUACGAUUUUAGGCACUGGUGUGCACAUGCAAGAGCACCUGUACCUACAAGAAUCAUCGCAGCCAAUGGACGACGGUGCAGUUGCACCGUAUUCACCAAAAGAUGACCUAUCCAGCGCGGACACGACCAGUAAAGGUGAAAUAAAUACAACCGCUACAACCCAAAAUGAUGAGAGUGGUCUCUCAGCCAACGACAACUCUACAGCUGACAACAAUACCAGCACAACCAACACAAGCACCAAGAACACCGCCGCCAAAAACGCCACCAAAAAAGCCGCAAAACCACGUAGACCGGCUAAACGUCAAACCGCGUCGAAACGGAAGAUUUCGCCCUCACAAUGCACCACUACGCCACGUUCCAUCACGCUACCUAACGGUCGUGUUAAAUGCCUGGAAUGCGAUAAGGAGUUCUCCAAAAACUGUUACCUCACUCAACACAACAAGAGCUUCCACUCCGGUGAGUAUCCAUACCGUUGUACUACCUGCGGUAAACGUUUUCCUUUGCCGGAAAUACAUCGUGUGCAUAACUCACGACAUCAUGCCACCGAUAAGCCACACAAAUGUGAUCGGUGCCCCAAACAAUUUCAUCACAAGACCGACUUACGUCGACACAUUGAAGCCAUACACACAGGCAUGAAGCAGCAUGUCUGUCCAUUGUGUGAUAAGGGCUUCUGUCGUCGAGAUCAUUUGCGUAAGCAUAUUGAGACGCAUUCGCGUCCCAGAGUGGUCGCCAAACGUGUGCUUAACGCCAUAGUUGAAGAGGGCUUAUUUGACAUGUCAACACUGGAAAAACCAUACAGACCAUAUGAAAAUGACACGCCUACCAAGACAAAAGACGUAGAACAAGACCAAAAUAAUACAAACUCGAACAAUGCAGGCCAGGACCAGUGCACAGAACCGAAACAACCCAAGGCUAAGAGACGAAAAAAGGCAAGCGCCACACCAGUGGGUACAAUACAAGCCAAUAAUGUUAAGGUCGAGCCCGUUGAGAUGCCACCACCGCUAUAUACAGCACCACGUGCGCGUUUAACGUCGACGGCUGUAAGUGGGGCACUAGACGAGAGCAGUUAUGUACUAAGUUCGACUGACGAAAGUUACAUAGAAGAAGAUAAUUUGGUUAUCGCGGAUGGCAAUUUAGAAGCAGGAAAUAGUUAUAUAAUUAAAGAGGAACCAUAUGUAGAUGGCAUGCCAUAUACAGAAGCUUUGCCCGAGAAGCAGCUGUCAGCCUAUUUCUGAUCAAAAGACAGCAGUAGUUAGUGGAAAGAAAUAUUAGAAAUACAGAAAAAGGAAUUGUAAGUUGGGUCAGGGUUUUUGAGCGUUUUACAGUUAAUAAAGAUGAGUUAAAAACGUAAGAUUCGAGUUAUUGGUGUGUAGAAAACAAUUUAAACAGUAGCAAUUGGACGACAGACAGUUCAGUGUUUCUGACGUGGUCUAUGACAUAAUACGCACUAGUACUAACAGCAGGAAGAGGACGCAGCAUUUUGCAUUUUGCAGCGGCGUUUUCAACGGCUCUGUUACUAAGUAUUAGCUGCGGAUAGCAAGUUAAGCAAGUUUUUAGGAUGUCUGUAAUAUACAGCAUCGAUACAGACGGUUCUACAAUUUCGGUACAACGUAGAAAGUAGAGUGACGGAGACUCGAACUGGAAUGUUGCUAUAUUAUGCUACCAUUUUCCGUCUGCUGCAGACGAGCAAUUACCUUCGCUGCACUACGGCAGUAAGACGUUUGAGAAUCUCUGAAUUGCUAAGAUCCAACUUGACGCUCAAGCCUCUAAGCUUGCAGGUUUAGGAAGCGCCAAAGAGCUGCGCUGCAUAUAUGACUGAAAGAGUUUGAUAGCGCUGUUAACCACAGGGUUUUGUAAGUGUAGCGCUUAAUUUAGGUUGCUUAAAGCUGUCGUUUUUUUCGGUAUUGGUACGAAAGCAAAUUAUGCAGCUUAAUUAUAGCGUACUUGGGCCUCGGCUUAUGAAGUAGUGCGAAAAUGUAGGCGAAGUUUCUAAUCGGUUCCAAAGUGCGAUUAGAAUUUCCGUGUAGCUAUGAGAACGUUUUAGGUAUGAAGUUUAAUAGCAAACCAAUUAUGUUUCAAGUGUAGUUGAAAUAAACAGUGGAUCAGACAAUAAACCGAACAAAGUAACUUAGGCGUUACGGCCUUACAGCGGUACGUAUACAAGAAACGCGCUACGGUCUGUGCUGUAGCAAGCAAAAUGCAAGGCGACAGCGCCUUAGCGGUGUGUUAGUGGUGUACUAGUGAAAUUAGCGGCGAGUGCACUAAUUAAAGACGGCUUGUAUGGAUUUCUGUGUAUUUAAAGCGCAAGAACUAGGAAUUUUUAGUGGUAAUCUUGUGCUUUCUUGUCUACUGCGCGAAAUUGUGCAACUAACGGCGCUGUGUACUGGUUCGUAUGCCUAAAUCGUACGUUUAUUUGCGGCCUUUGUUAGGCGCCGCUUGCCAAAUGCAACCAAAACCACCUCAAAAUGCCAUAUUUACAAGUACUUAUCUAGAUUUGUAUGAAUUGAAUUGAAUUUAUUAUUUUCAACGCAAAUACCUCAACAGCUAAAGAAUGGAAUAUACUCAGGGUAGCUAACUAAAAAAAAAUAGUAUUAUAUAAUUUAUAUAUAUAUAUACAUAUAAAAUUUCAAAACCGAUAAUUAUUUGUAUUAUUUUUUGUUAAUUACAUAACCUCAUAAUUUUAAUUACUUGUAAUGCAACGCUCAAACCCAAUACAUUAGCUUAUCUUUGUAUAUUGUUUUCAUUUUUGUAUUUUAUGCAUUUACAUAUAAUUUUUUCAUUAAAAAUUUGAGUAAUUUUGCAAUUGAAUUAAGCAUAUAAAAUUUGCAUAGCGUAAAUGUACUUACGCACUUUUUAUGUUAAAGCCAAAAUUAUGUAAAGCACAAGCAUUUGAAAGGAACAAUAAUGAAUAUUUGUAUUAAUUAUUUUUAAUUAACUUCUUUUUCUGCAGUAUAAAUAAACAAAUUUUGCAAUUGUAAAGUAUUAAACUUUUUAUUUUUUGGAUUUGCAAAGAAGAAGCAGCAGCAGCAAUUGCAUGGAAAUUAGACGAAAUGGCUUUGUCGUUUUAGUAUUCUAUCUUUCAUAGUAUUACUUAUUUAUAAAAAAAAACCACGUAAAACAUACAUAACUGUAUCUGUAAUUAGCGCACAGCAAACGCUCAUUUAUAUAAUUUAGUUUUAAAUUUUAUUUUUAGCUAAGUUUGUUUAUGUUUUAUUAAACAACACGCAAAAAAAAAAUAUUUUGUAAACAAUUGCCAAGGCUGUACUUAAUUACAAUAAAUUCGAAAAAAAAAAAUUUAAGAAAAAAUAAUUUUUUUUUAAAUAAUUUUAGGCAACGCACAAGCACUUAUUUCCUACAGUGUGCCAAUACAGGCUUGCAUUUGUGACAGAGUGUGCAAAAAUUUCGAUAUAUGCGAAAAUUAUAUUUACCGUUUAUAUAUAUAAGAAAUUGUUGCAGUUUAGCAUACCAGCAAUCAAAAUUUAAUUUAUUUACUUUAAGCUUUGUUUUUUUUUUUAUAUGUAACUCUCUUGUCAAUAAAAUUUCCAAUACACAUUUAAAUUACAAAAGUAGUUUCUUGUCAAUAAAUUCUUUUUGGUAACCAAAAUUUUCAGUAUUUUAAUUUCAAAAUAAACAUUACUGCUUAUUAUAACUACUUUUUAAAGCAAAAAUUUUAUAUUUAAAAUUUCUAGCUUCUUCAAUUUUUAUAAUUAUUUUCCAAAUAAAUUUAUCAGAUAACUUGAAAUGUAUCUUAAAUUUAAUUAAUUGAAUUAAUGUUUUAACAAGUUUAAAAAUUUUCAAUAACAAACAAAUUUUUUUUUUUUAAAUUUUUCAAACCGUUAGAUAUAUAUUUGUUUUAUUUUUUUAAACCGUUCUUGAUUUUAUUAUUUCCCUUUGUAUUUAUUUCAUUUUGUUUCUUAAUUAUGUAAGAUUUAUUAGUAAUGCUUUCAAUUUUUUUGAACUCUUUUUAUUCAAAUACUCUGAAACUAAGCUAAUCUUUUUUUUCAAAAAUAUAAUUUAUUUUUCAAAUAUUUUUUUAUUUUUUUAAAUAUGUAUUCAAUUAUAUUUAUUUUUAACUAUUUCUAUAUUUUUUAUUUUUAUUUCUCUUUUUGUUUCUCAUAUAAUACUACUUUAAACUAUUUUUUUCAAAAAAACUAAUAUGUUUUCAAAAAUAUUUACUAAUUUUUUACAAAGAAGUUUUAUAAUUUUUUUCAAAAUACUUUAUAUUUUUUUCAAAAUAUUUUUAUUAUAAUACAUUUUAUUAAAUUUUUAAUUGCAAAUAUCUUUAUAACUUUUUAUAUUAAAUAUUUUUUUUAAAUUUUUAUUUCAAACAAUUUUUUCAUAAAACUUAAACUGAACUAAAAUUUUUUGCUCAAAAAUAUUUUUUAAGAAUUUAAAAAUUUCUUUUUUUUCCAAAUAUAUCUAUUUUUUUAUAUUAAUGAAUUUAUUUUUUAACUUUUUAUUCUAAAAUUUUUUAUUAAACUUUUUUUUUGGAAAAACCAAAACUGAACUAAACUUUUUUUUCAAAAAUACUUUUUAAACUUUUUGUCCAAAAUAUUUAUAUUUUAACUCGCCAAAAAUAAUUCUUACAUUGUUAUUCCAAAAUAAUUCUUUACGUUUUUUCCAAAUAUCAUUUUUUAAUUUUUUUUUUUUAAAUAUUAAAAGUUUUUUUUUCUAAAUAUAUAUUUAACUUUUUUUUCUGCACUUAACAACUUGCGUAUAUUAAUGCAAAUAAGAAAUGCGCACUCUGUUACAAAAGCAAGCGUACAUUAUUCUCACUUAUGAUUUUUACAUUUAAAGGUGACCAGAUUUUGUUUUCGGCGCCUCAUGACUUUUGUUGCGUAAGAAAAUAACAUAAAACAUAUAUAAAUACAAAUAUUAUAAUUUUGUAAUACUCAUAUAUACAUACACAUAUACUCAAAGCGUAAUGCCAUAUCUAUUAAAUAAUUAUAAUUAUAAUUUUAAUUUAAUUUUAAAAUAUAUAAGUUGUAAAAUAUAAUUUUUGCCAUACAGUAUAAAAAAGUAACAGCAAUUAUCUUAAGCCCACUAAUAUAAAAACAGCGGAUAAAGCUUAUAUUAAAAAAAAAUAUUUCCAAAAUAUUCCAAAAAAAAAAAUAAUUUCAAUUUACAAAAACAAUUUUUUUUAUAAAUUUUGUGUAUUUUUUUUAAAACAAUUUUUGAAUAAUCAAAAAUAUUUGUUUUUAAUUAAAUUAAUUUUUUAUAAGUGUACAGCAUUUGCUAAAUAUAAUUUUCCAAAUUUUAAUUAAUGCAAUUAAAGCUUUUAUCGAAAAUUCUCAAAUUAGAAAAAAAUAUGUAAAAAAUUGUCAAUAAUUCUUUUGCAUUUAGAAUUAAAAUAUUUUUCUUACAAAAAAAAAAUACUCAUAAUUAAUGUUACACUGCAACAAAUACUCCAAAUGACCAACAGCCAUAAAAGCUAAUUAUAUAAAGCUUACAUAACAGUUACGUAAGCUGUACUUAACCGUUUUGUGACCUUUAUGCAUUUUGCUUCUUCGUUAUUGGCUCAGUUUUUAUGGCUUCUGGUCACUCGAAAAUACUUUAGUUGUAAAGUAAUUGAUAAAUGGCAGAAAAAAGCUUCAUGAUUUUGUACCUAAACUUAUAAAUAAAAAUUCAUUGUUUGAAAUAUAUAAAUAUUAAAAUUUAAAAAUGCGAAAAAAACAUUUUUAAAUAAUAUUGAGAUACUCGUACGCUGCGCGUGGCAUAUAAUUAUGUUAGAAUUGUUUAGAUUUUAGUUAAUACUAGCUUUGAUGGGCAUAAAAUUGCCUAAAAAACAAAAAAAAAAAA
This is a messenger RNA of Bactrocera oleae (olive fruit fly), 11672 nucleotides long. It is a transcript of the gene zld, whose product is annotated as zinc finger protein zelda. Gene Ontology annotation, biological process: regulation of transcription by RNA polymerase II. Gene Ontology annotation, molecular function: DNA-binding transcription factor activity, RNA polymerase II-specific; RNA polymerase II cis-regulatory region sequence-specific DNA binding. The record is from RefSeq and is a predicted model, not a curated record. Lineage: Eukaryota; Metazoa; Arthropoda; Insecta; Diptera; Tephritidae. Gene Ontology annotation, cellular component: nucleus.